AUGUCCCGUUUAGCCAAUAUUGUAUCCAAACUUGCAAUUCCCGUUUCUGCUGCGAUUUUAGUUGCAGAUCUUUCUCUUUACGAUGUCAAAGGUGGUGAAAGGGCAGUUAUAUUCGACAGAUUCUCAGGUAUUAAACCUCAAGUGGUUGGCGAAGGCAUGAACUUUGUCAUUCCAUGGUUGCAGAGACCAAUUAUUUAUGAUGUCAAAACAAGACCAAGAACCAUCAACACCGUCACUGGUUCCAAGGAUCUACAACAGGUUUCCAUCACUUUGAGAGUUUUGCACAGACCCGAUGUUAUGAAACUACCAGCCAUUUACCAGAACUUGGGGCUUGAUUACGAUGACAGAGUGCUACCUUCCAUUGGUAACGAAAUCUUAAAGUCUAUUGUAGCGCAAUUCGAUGCAGCGGAAUUGAUUUAUAUGAGAGAGGUUAUCUCUAACAAAAUCAGAGAUGAGUUAGCUGCUAGAGCAGCCAAUUUCAACAUCAAGUUGGAAGAUGUCUCCAUCACCCAUAUGUCGUUUGGCCAGGAGUUCACAAAGGCUGUUGAAAGAAAGCAAGUUGCACAACAAGAGGCCGAAAGAGCUAAGUAUCUCGUUGACAAAGCAGACCAAGAACGUAAAGCUGCAAUUAUUAGGGCAGAGGGUGAAGCUGAGGCUGCAGAUCAUAUCUCCAAAGCCCUAGCAAAGGCCGGUGAUGGUUUGCUAUUGAUUAGAAGAAUCGAAGCAUCGAAGGACAUUGCUGCUACAUUAGCAAAUUCUCCUAAUGUCGCAUACUUACCAAAAGGUGGUUCAGGAGACGAAGGUGGUGCAUCAAGCCAAUCCCUCCUCCUUAACAUUGGUCGUUAA
Messenger RNA from Pichia kudriavzevii, 846 nucleotides. RefSeq lists its product as uncharacterized. NCBI's taxonomy places the organism in Eukaryota, Fungi, Ascomycota, Pichiomycetes, Pichiales, Pichiaceae. The record is from RefSeq and is a predicted model, not a curated record. The transcript has a single exon. Gene Ontology annotation, cellular component: mitochondrion; membrane. Gene Ontology annotation, biological process: mitochondrion organization. The coding region runs from base 1 to 846 and encodes 281 amino acids.